AGCGUAUUUUAAACAUAAACUUAAUAAGGAAAAAUGUUAAUAAGGAAUAAACAGUUGAAACAACUAUUGGAGCAAAUCCAAGAUGACUGUAAUUUGCUGAAGGAUAAAUUAGAAAUUGAUAUUCUAGAAAAUUAUGCUAGCAACGUAAGACUUUUCACGCAAUCUGUACUGGGGUUUUGUUGUAUUAUUUUAUUUAUUUUUUCAACAUUACAAUACUUGCCGUUCAUUCUUCACAUAUUACCGUUCAACAAAUCACAAUCUCUUCAGCUUCUUUCUUUUACGGAAUAUCUUAUCAUUCCGGAUAAAUAUAUUUACGUUAUGAUGUUACAUGAAUUUUUAACCAUUUAUGUAGGACUGGCUACAGUACUUGGCACUGGUUUGACAAUUAUGAUAUAUGUAGUACAUAUAUGUGUGCUUCUUAAAAUUGCCAGUUACCGAAUAGAAAAUAUUAUUGAGAGGAAUAUAUUAGUGAUAUCUAGUCCGAGAAGAGAACAUCUUGUUUACCGGAGGAUCAUACAUGCGAUUGUUAUACAUCAAAGAGCUAUUGAGUAUCAUAAAUUUUUCAUGUCUGUUUUCCUGAAACCAUUUGGUUUUCUGGUCAUAAUUGGGAUUGGUAGUAUAAUUUUUGCUCUUUUUUUAUUCUCUCAACAAAUGGCAGCAAAUAAUAAAGGUAUGGCGCUAGCAUCUUUUGCAUUAAUACAAAUAUAUUUAAUUUAUUUGUUUGUCAGUAACUACGGGGGACAAACAGUAAUUGAUAAUGGAAUAAUUUUUUCCGAAGCUAUUUAUAAUGGAUUAUGGUAUGCAGCGCCAUUAUCUACGCAAAAAUUGUUAUUAUUUGUAAUGCAAAGAGGAAGAGCGUACCUUUCUUUAACGUUUUACAAUGUAAUCGUUGCAUCCUUUGAUGGUUUCGCUAUGCUCAUGAAAAUGUCAGUGUCUUACUUCAUGGUGCUUAAUUCUACACAAAAGUAGUGAGUCACCCAACAAAAUUAAUUUCCAAUUAAUUAGAUUUUUUAUUAAAUUAAUAUUUUUGUGUAAAAAAGUACAAUAUUCUAACAAUGAUAGUGAGAGUGGAAUGCGGUAAUUAAUGCACAAUUCAAUUAUAAAUUUUUUUAUAACGUUUAUUAGAUAUAAAAUUGAUCAAAUUAGAAACACAUUUAUGUGUAACACAUGCAUAAAGAUUUGUUGAAUAUAUGAUACUAUUGGAGCCGCAUGGCAAAGGUACUCUACUUUCUUUCGUGUUUUUUUUUUUACACUAUUUUGAUGAUAGUUUUGAAAUAUAUAUGCAAAUAUAAAAAAAUUGCACAUUUUAAUACAUUUAAUUGUUUAUAACUUUAUUAAUGAUGAGAAAGAGCAAUAAUCUUGAUCUUCUUAAAGAUUAAAGUCAAGGUAAAGAUCAGUCGGAAGUCUGAAUGUAAAAGAAAUUUACUUUUUUAUUUGUUUUCUAUUUGUACUUUUUAUGAUAUUGCUGGGGCAGUGCUUUUAACAAAUAUAUAUGAAAACUUUUUGUAUCGAAAUUUUAACUAUUAUUGAUAUAAGCGGAACUAAAAUUUAUAAUAUAUAUACUUAUACGUUCAAAUAAUAUAUAAACAAGCUGAAUUUAAAAAAAUUUUUUGAAUUGCACAUAUUUUUUCAAACGUAUAUGUUUAAUAUAUAAUGAUUACAAUUUUAAUCCUUUGUUCACAUAUAUUUUCUGGCCCCUUUUCUACACACGUUUGAGAUGCGAUGCUUCGAAUUUUCUUUUAUGAGUACAAAAGUGUUCUUUAAUGACUUUUAUGUACUUGUAUAUAUGUUCAUGAAUAUCUGUAGUACAACUAAAUCGCUAAUUUAUCAUUUUAGGAACCACGAACAUGACAAGUUAAUAAUAGAUUUAUAAUAUAGAUUUUUAUGUAUGUAUUUUAAUAUCUCUAAAAUGAUUUAUAUAAUUGUUUAAAACAUAUUUAAAAUGUGAACAAACUAUUUUAAAAUUAAUUAAUUUUUAAAAAUUAAAAAGUUGUAAGUACAUAAAUUAUAAUUAAUUAUAGUGAUUUUUAUUUUUCAAAGAAAUUUAUAGAACAAUAUUGUCCAAUUAUAUAUACAACGGUUGAUAUUAUAACCUUCUACGAACAUUCUAAUAAUAAAUUCAAUAAAUGGUAAA
Molecule: messenger RNA, 2134 nt
Organism: Solenopsis invicta (red fire ant)
Lineage: Eukaryota; Metazoa; Arthropoda; Insecta; Hymenoptera; Formicidae
Exons: 7
Coding region: 34-969 (311 amino acids)
Biological process (GO): sensory perception of smell; detection of chemical stimulus involved in sensory perception of smell
Cellular component (GO): plasma membrane
Molecular function (GO): olfactory receptor activity; odorant binding
Source: RefSeq, a predicted model, not a curated record